Neolamprologus brichardi is the source of this 2401-nucleotide messenger RNA. NCBI's taxonomy places the organism in Eukaryota, Metazoa, Chordata, Actinopteri, Cichliformes, Cichlidae. The record is from RefSeq and is a predicted model, not a curated record.
GAGAGAGAGGCUGCUACUGUUAACUUGUCUCUUAGAUAUCAUUUCUGACAGGAUGUAAAAAAGCCGAACAGGCUUUGUUCUGACAUUUCGGAAGGCAGUAUUCGUCUCAGCUUUUAGACCCACGCUGCGCUUUUACGCACAAGUCUUGAGACGUCAGAGAGAGAGAGCAGAGUGCCGUGCCAGACUUCGCUGUGUAGAGGAAGUAUUGCUGUAGGUUAAAGAUGAUCCUGCUGCUCGCUCUGCUUUCUGUUCUCUGCGGAGAACCGGGUUUGUGCCUGGAGGAGGAUGGAGACUUCACGUUUAAUGGAGACAUCCGUCAGUUCGCCGUGACCUCAAACACACUUUACGUCGCCACAAAGGAGAGCCUGUACCAGCUGAGCCACGGCCUGAGUCUGAUCAACAGUCUGACCCAGAGAGGGAUCUUAAAGACCGGAAACCAGCAGGAUGACGUCCAGUUUUACCGCGUUUCUGAGGCAGCUGAGUGGAACGCAACUUUCAGCAUCAACGUGCUGUUGCCUUUCACAAAGAACGACUCUCUGAUCAGCUGCGGUGUGACUGACGAUGACUGCGGUUACUGCGAGAUUCUGGACCUGAAGAACAUCUCCAACCUUCUGUACAGGGAACACAUCCAGGUGGGACCUCCGAAGAACAGCAGCAGGUCUGUCAGCUUUCUGGUGGAUGUGAAGAAGAAAACUCAGACUGACGCUUACAUUCUGACCGCGAUCCAACAAAACAAAGAACAGCCCGAAAACAACAAGUGUGGUAUUAAUCAGCAGGCUGUCAAGCUUCAGGAUACGGAUAACAAACCUGGGGAAGGUAUUUUUUCUAUGACUGAUGGAGCUUCAGGCACACCUGGGAUCAAAAGUAAAGGUGAUGUGGAGUUUGUUGACGGGUUUCAGAUCAGUUCAACCAUCUAUCUGUUCUCCAACGCGCUCUCAGCUCGAACAAACAGAGUCCGUCUCAUUUGGCUCGAAGGCGAUAAAAGUAAAACUGACACACUCAAGUCUCUGCGGGGCGCGACUCUUAAUGUCUCUGACGGUGAGCGCAGCAGACUCGUGGCCUCCUCGGUCAUCCCGGGGGAGCAGCCGGUGCUUUGGAGCGGCGUGUUCAGUAUCGACGGAGGAGACACCGACACCGAGCUGAUGUUGUUUGACAUCAGCCCUGAUUACAGCACGAACACCGACAGAGAUCCAGACUUCUACACCUCUGUGCCAACAGAAGUGACGCCAAAGAUCCUGAAACCGAAGGCAGUGCUCUUCAGGCACAUCUCCAUGACCUCUGUGCUGGCAGUGAGGCAGAGAGGCUGGAUGGUUUUCUUCAUUGGGACAGGAGACGGGCAGCUCAUUAAGCUGUCUGUGGACAGGAACUAUCGCGCUGGCUGUCCCACGGUGCUCUACAGAACCAGUGAUGACCGCAAAGUGUUUCCCAAAUUACACCUGGAUCCAGUGGAUCAGAAACAUGUGUAUGUGCCAUUUAGUAACCAGAUAAAGCGAGUUCCUGUGUCGAAGUGCAGCACGUACACAAAUCUGCAGGCGUGUUGGUCUGCACAGGAUCCAUACUGUGUGUGGUGUGGCUCUAAACGCAGCUGCACUUUUGAAGAUGACUGCACAGAUUCAGACUGGCUGUCCAUUCCCGAUGAGUCCCAACACAAAAUGAUUUCCCACAGAGUGGAAAAGGACACAAACGGACAGAUCUCACUAAAAAUCCACACACACCUGUCUGUGGGUGAAGAAGUGUUAUCGAGGUUUGCCUGUCAGUUUGCUGCGAGGUCCGGCUCGAUUUGUGUUCCGAAUAGCCCUCCUCCACAGUUCCCACAAUGCACCUGCAUCCUGUCUGAUCGUACACUUCCUGCUGAUGGUCUUGAUGUCACAGUAAAAUUCAGACUUGGGACAUCACCACUGUCACAACAACUGGAGUUAAACGACUGCUCUAACAUCAGGGGAGCGCCAAGUUUCGAGUUGUGUCAGAAGUGUAUCGAAGCUGGUUGUGGAUGGAACAAAAACAGCUGUUCCUGGGCUAACCAAGGAAAGACUGAUGACAGAGCUUGCAAAGAUUUGGAGUCUGGAAAGAAAUCUGGGCCGGAGAUCUCCUCCAUCACUCCCAGUGUGGUGUCUUUCUAUGGGAGUAAACAUGCGGUGUUAUCAGGUCAAAACCUUGGUUAUGUGACACGAGUGAGGAUCCAGACGCACGCUGAAUGUGCUCCAAAAGAGUCUCCUAUUUGGGACAACGCUGGCGUCAGUCUGGCGUUCAACAUUCCCAGCACAGAUAUCAAAGGUGUGGUCCGUGUGUGUGUUAUCCUAGAAGAUGGUAGUUGCCAUGGUGACGCCAACAUCACUUACCGCUCAUUGCCAUCCUGCGGCAACAUUACUCCAAGCAGCAGCUGGAUGAGGUAAAAUUAGUU